AUGUAUGACACUAAAGAGAAAUUCGGGAAACGAAAGUUGCAGAAUAUACCAGUUGGUUUCUUCGUUGGCCAGCAACUAUCAUGGCAAACAGAAGUUUCAACGAACCGACAUCGUUUGAACAGGCAGUUCAACUGCAGUAUGAGUACCACCCAGAAUGAACCCGGUGAUGACCAGGCCUUAGUGAGACGGUGUGCUAACUAUGGUCCAACCAUUUGGAAAUAUGAAUACAUACAGUCUCUUAAGAGCAAUUAUGUGGGAGAGGAUUAUGAGAUGAAGGCAUCAAAGCUGAAAGAAGAGGUGAAAAUAAUGAUGUUAGAAAAGAUGGACACGCCAUUCCAGAAAUUGGAGCUCAUUGACACAGUCAAGAGACUUGGAGUGUCUUAUCACUUUGAGAAAGAGAUAGAGGGUUGUUUGGAUGCAAUAUACAAUGAAACAGAUUGGUUGAGUGAAACAUUUGAUUUAAAUGAAGCAUCUCUCAGUUUCAGGCUCUUCAGACAACAUGGUUAUAAUGUUUCGCCGGAUGUUUUCAACAUAUUUAAAGACAAAUAUGGGAAUUUCAAAGAGUCUUUGUGUGAUGAUACCAAAGGAUUGUUAGCAUUGUACGAGGCCUCAUUUCUCGGUUUCGAGGAAGAGAGUAUAUUUGAUGAGGUUGAAAUUUUUGCUACCAAACACUUAAAAGAAAAUCUAAACAAAAUAAAGAAUCCAUAUUUGGCUAUGCUGGUGAAUCACGCUCUUGAGCUUCCCCUACAUUGGGCAAUGGAAAGAUUCGAGGCGAGGUGGUUCAUUGAUGCCUAUGAAAACCGAAAAGAUGUCAAUAAAGCCCUCCUCAAUUUUGCUAAGUUGGAUUUCAACAUGGUGCAAGCUAUACACCAAGAAGACCUCAAACAUGCAUCAAGGUGGUUAAGAUCAACCCUUAUUGGCGUGUUAUUAAAGAUUAUUGGUCGCAAAAUAGAACUAUGGUGGGAGAACUUUGGAUGGAGCAAGAAAUUACCCUUUGUUAGGGAUAGAUUGGUUGAAUGUUACCUAUGGUCUUUAGCAGAGGUGUACGAUCCAAGACCUGAGUUCCAAUACUACAGAAGGAUGUCCACAAGAAUUUACCAAGUUACCACAUGCAUUGAUGAUAUUUAUGAUGUUUAUGGCACUUUGGAAGAACUAGAGCUUCUAAAUGAUGCAUAUCUUGGGUGGAACGUGAAUCUUGCAGUAACGUUGCCAGACUAUAUGAAGAUAUGUUUUCUAGGCAAUAUCAAUUUGGUCAACGAAUUAGGAUACGAAGCUCUUAAGGAGUUUGGAAUUCAUGCCCUCCCUUACCUAAUAAAAGCGUGGACAGAUUUAUGUGGGUGCUACAUAAAGGAAGCCAGGUGGUUCCAUGGUGGGUAUGUGCCUUCUCUUGAAGAGUACCUGAACAAUGGAUGGAUGUCUGCUGCAACAGCUGUAAUGGCCAUUCAUGGGUAUUUCUUCAGUGCUUGUCCUUCUCAUCCUAUCACUGAAGAGGGAUUAAAAGCAGUUACAAACUAUGAUGAUAUCAUCAAAUGGCCUUCCAUGAUCGUUCGUCUAGUCAAUGAUUUGGCAACUUCAAAGAAUGAAUUGAAACGAGGUGACAUACUCAAAUCAGUACAAAUUCAUAUGCAUGAAACUAGCGUAUCAGAGGAAGAAGCUCAACAACAUAUUAAAAAACUCGUUAGAAAAGCAUGGAAGAAGAUAAAUGCAGCUCGUGCAAGGUCAGAUAACCCUUUUAGUAGGAAGUAUGUGGAUAUAGCAACAAAUAUUGCGAGGGCAGCUCAUUACAUGUAUCAAUAUGGAGAUGCGCAUGGGCAUAAUAUUAAAGGGAAAAACAAGGAUCGUGUCACAUUGCUCCUCAUUGAGCCAAUUCAACUUUCCUUCGAAUGA
This is a messenger RNA of Impatiens glandulifera, 1887 nucleotides long. Its product is annotated as terpene synthase 10-like. Gene Ontology annotation, biological process: diterpenoid biosynthetic process. The record is from RefSeq and is a predicted model, not a curated record. Gene Ontology annotation, molecular function: terpene synthase activity; magnesium ion binding. The coding region runs from base 1 to 1887 and encodes 628 amino acids. The transcript is spliced from 7 exons. Lineage: Eukaryota; Viridiplantae; Streptophyta; Magnoliopsida; Ericales; Balsaminaceae.